AUGAAAUUUAAAAGUAUUAUAUUUUUAUUAUUAAUUAUUUCUACAUUAUUCAUUAGUGGAGGUUGGGGCCUAACCUCUACAAGUAGCAAUGGAGGAUCAACAACUAGUGGAAACUCAACAACAAGUGGGGGAUCAUCAACUGGGGGAUCAACAACUGGAGGAUCAACAACCAGUGGAAACUCAACAACCAGUGGAGGAUCAUCAACAGGUGAUAUUGAUUCAGAAUAA
Molecule: messenger RNA, 228 nt
Organism: Dictyostelium purpureum
Lineage: Eukaryota; Evosea; Eumycetozoa; Dictyosteliales; Dictyosteliaceae
Exons: 1
Coding region: 1-228 (75 amino acids)
Source: RefSeq, a predicted model, not a curated record